AUGGACCCCAAUUCCACUGCGAAAGAGACGUGGGAGCGGAUUCGAUUGCAUGGACUGACAUACAUCAUGUCAGGCUGUGGCUGGUAUGAACAAUUAGCGCGCUAUUACAAAGAGAAUAUUGAGGCGCAUCCGCGAAAGGAGGAGUAUUUGCAUGCCAUAUCGAAAGUGCGCGCCGCGCAUAUUGGCGCAAGUGUGCCGGUGCCAUCUCUGUUGAAGAUUCUGCGUGAGGAGUUCAAAUUGCCAUUGCAAAUAUGCUACGGUUCAUCUGAGAUUGGUAGCAUGGUUCUGGGGACCUCUACUCAGGAGAUCGUGAAAGGUGAUCGAUGCCUUGGGAGACUGUGGUCCCCUGAUAUGCCUGUUAAGCUCUCUAAUGGCAAAGAAGGAGAAACUCUUGUCGGUGGUAUGAAGACUUUUCUUGGAUAUCUGAACAAUGAGCCUUCGAUUGAUGGUCUCUUUGACGAGGGAUACUUUCAAACUGGUGAUAUUGCUCAUCAGGAGGGUAUUUACUAUUUUUUCGAUGGCCGUGGAGCCCUUGACUUUAUCAAGACCGCUGGAGGGCGGGUUCCGGUUAUUGAAUUAGAAGAGGUGAUUCGAAAACUCAACUAUUUGAAGGAGGCAUAUGUAGUGCCUGUGAAAGACAGAACAAUUGGCACGCGUUUGGGUGUUCUCGUCAAGCCUCGGAAAGGGGUUGUCAGCUUGGAAAGCCUCCGGGGGGAUCUUGCUUCCCGCUUACCCAAUUUCAUGCUCUCCAAUGCAUUCCGACUGAUGUUGGAUGAGGAGCAGGUCCCACGAACACCCAGUGACAAAGUGGCCAAAAAUAAACUGAUCGAGGAGUUUUUCCCUUAUACCGAAGGUAAAGGGUUACCUCACACUGUCGAGCUUUGGGAUUUGAGUUGCAGUGAUCUGUGA
Penicillium brevicompactum is the source of this 909-nucleotide messenger RNA. RefSeq lists its product as uncharacterized. The coding region runs from base 1 to 909 and encodes 302 amino acids. The transcript has 4 exons. Gene Ontology annotation, molecular function: medium-chain fatty acid-CoA ligase activity. The record is from RefSeq and is a predicted model, not a curated record. Lineage: Eukaryota; Fungi; Ascomycota; Eurotiomycetes; Eurotiales; Aspergillaceae. Gene Ontology annotation, biological process: fatty acid metabolic process.